This is a messenger RNA of Lates calcarifer (barramundi perch), 1228 nucleotides long. RefSeq names its product amphiregulin (gene areg). The transcript is spliced from 6 exons. Lineage: Eukaryota; Metazoa; Chordata; Actinopteri; Centropomidae. The coding region runs from base 152 to 862 and encodes 236 amino acids. Gene Ontology annotation, biological process: positive regulation of cell population proliferation; positive regulation of mitotic nuclear division; epidermal growth factor receptor signaling pathway. The record is from RefSeq and is a predicted model, not a curated record.
UGGUCUAUAAAAGCUGCACCCAGCAGAGGUAGAGAGCAAAGCACAAUCUCUAUCAGCAGGGGACAAACAGACACACUCACACUCCUACACACACAUACAGGCACUGAUUUUGCACAGGACCGUCAUACACAAAACACUCUCUUCCUGGGAUAUGAACACUCUCGUCCUCACCUGUCUCCUGUGCUUCGUCGUCUGCAGUGCUCUAGGUGCUCAGGGAUCUGAGGCCACCCACUCCAGUGAACUCGUUGUAGUGACCGGGGAUCCGGCCUCCGGAGAGGGCCUCCAGGGUUCGCUGAGCGACGAUGACGAGCUGGAAACAGAUGAAGAAGUUUCAGGAGGGGACAACGAAAAUUUCAGCCUUCAUGGGCUACAUCCCAGUAAAGAUGAGAGGAGGAAAAGGAAAGGCAAGGGCAAGAGGAGGAGCAGGCACAAGAGCAAAAGCACGACUCCUUUCAACCCCGAGCACACAGUCUUCACCAGCGGCUACACGUCAACUCUAACCACCGCAGAGGAUCCCUGCACCACCACCCACCUGGGCUACUGUAUUCAUGGUUACUGCAAGCACAUAGAGGGCCUGCAUGAGCCAGUGUGCAUAUGUAUGAAGGGUUAUGACGGGGAGCGCUGUGGGAUCCAAACUCUGGGGACGAUUAAAACCCAGCCCAAUCCCAGCAGCAAUACUGAGUUGGUGCAGACGGUCUUGGUGAUCAUCGCUGUGGUCCUGUCAGUCAUCAGCUGCACUGCCAUUCUGCUCAUGACCUGUGCUCAUUACAGGUCACAUAAAAACUACCUGGCAUCCUACCUGGGAACUGGGACGGAGCAGGAGAAGUUACAGAAUAAACCUGUUGGUGACGUCGUGGUGUGAGGGCGUUGAGUUAUGAUGAGCCAGCGGCACAAUACAAGACGAAGCAGACAAGAGGACUCUGAGGACCUGACAAAGAAGAAUUGAUAGACUGCUUCUUAGAUACUGUGUAAAAAACACUGUCCAGGACUUGUUAGAAUGUAAUUUAUUUAGUGUGAUUAUUUAUUGCUAACGACUGUAUGAGUGUUUGUAUGUUGGACUAUUGUUAUGAUAUCUUUUAUGUGAGAAUGCUGAGCAUUCAGUCCUUUAAUGAUCUGUAGGUUCGGUUUUAUUUAUUGCACUGCUGUUGUUAUAGGUCAGAAAAACGCUCUUCAUCUCAGUCUGGAAAAGGGAUGGAAUUUGAUCCCCAAUAAAAUGUCUCAGUGUUAA